Molecule: messenger RNA, 1494 nt
Organism: Cordyceps militaris CM01
Lineage: Eukaryota; Fungi; Ascomycota; Sordariomycetes; Hypocreales; Cordycipitaceae
Product: bicyclomycin resistance protein, putative
Exons: 3
Coding region: 1-1494 (497 amino acids)
Biological process (GO): spermidine transport; transmembrane transport; spermine transport
Molecular function (GO): spermine transmembrane transporter activity; spermidine transmembrane transporter activity
Source: RefSeq, a predicted model, not a curated record
AUGUCGACAGCGGCAGAGGCGGCCGACCCGGAAACCGGCGCGCCUCCGGUGGCCGACCAUGACGCCCCCUCCGACACCAGCGAGAAGCAGCAGCAGGACCCGGCCCUGUCCUUGCUAGACUGGGACCGAGACGCGCAGAACCCAAUGAACUGGCCCGGCUGGAAAAAGGCGCAUCUCAUGGUCAUGCUGUCCUCUUUUGGCUUUGUCUCAUCUGCCGGAACAUCCAUCAUCAGCCCCGCGACGCAGGCCAUUGCCGACGAGUUCCGCGUCACGCGCGUCGUCGCGCUGCUCCCGCUCUCGCUGUACUGCUUCGCGCUCGGCUUCGGGCCUGUCCUCGGAGGCCCGCUGUCCGAGACCAUGGGCCGGCGGCCCGUCUACAUCGGCACCAGCGUGCUCGGCGCCCUCUUCACGCUCGCCGCCGGCCUGACGCACAGCUUCGGCGCCCUGUGCUUCUUCCGCUUCGCGGCCGGCUUUUGCUGGGCGCCCGCGCUGGCGACCGGCUCCGGGUCCAUUGUCGAGACGUUUGCGCCAAAGAGCCGCGGGCCGAUGAUUGCGGUCUAUGUGCUCAUGCCGUUUCUCGGUCCGGGUUUUGCUCCCAUUCUUGGAUCGUUUGCCGUCAGUCGCCAGAAUUGGCGCUGGACGCAGUGGAUUCUGCUCUUCUUUGCCGCCUUUACCCUGCUCUUCACGCUCACGACGUGGGAGACGUUUCCCGCCCUGCUGAAGCGCCGAAUCGCGAAGCAACGGGGCCAUGCGGUGCCGCCGCGGCCCCCCGUUCGGCAGCGCAUCACGGCGUUCCUCCAGACCGGGCUGAUACGGCCCGUGCACAUGCUCUUCACCGAGCCCAUCACCGGGUUCCUCUGCCUGUACGUGGCGGUCAACUUUGGCAUCCUCUUCAGCUUCUUCGCCGGGCUGUCGUACACGUUUGGCCGCGUGUACCACUUCAGCACGGAGCAGUCGGGCCUCGUGUUCCUGUCCGUCGCCGUCGGCUGCCUGCUCGGGCUGGCCACGAUCCUGCUCUGCGACGCGACCCUGUACCGCGCGCAGGCGCGCCGCUUCCCGCCCGGCAGGGUCCCGCCGGAGCACCGCCUCUACCCCGCCAUGGUGGGCAGCCUCGGCCUCCCCGUCGGCCUGUUCUGGUACGCCUGGACGGCGACGAGCGCCGUCUCGUGGGCGAGCCCGGCCGUCGCCAUCCUGCCGUUUGCCUGGGGUAACCUCUGCAUCUUCGUUGCUGCGAUGCAGUACGGCGCCGACACAUACCACGGCAGCGUGGUGGCCAGUCAGGCCAGCGCCAACAGUCUGGCGCGGUAUGCGUUUGCGGGCGCCUUUCCGCUCUUCAUCGUGCAAAUGUACGACAAGCUCGGCGUGAACUGGGCUGUCAGUCUCUUUGCGUUUGUGACGGUUGCGCUUCUUCCCAUUCCUUGGGUUCUGUUCAAGUAUGGUCCCCGCAUUCGCGCCCUGAGCAAAUACCAAACGGUCCAGUACGAGAAUCUGUAG